UUUUGAGCUCUAUGCUCGGCAGCACUUUAUAUCGUUGGCCAUUGUCAAGGCGAACGCACGCGAGCAGCGCAGCAAGGCAGCCAAAGAAAAGCAGCUGAAGAACUCAAAACUCCUCAGUGAGCAACUUAUAUAACGACUGAUUAGCCCGGAGUUUGCUUUAGUUAUUCGGUCAACUCUCGACGGUCAAGCUCGCAGCGAUCUCGCGACUUGCCAUCCAAAAAAUAAAUCACAAAAGCACCGAAUCUCGUUUCAAGGAACUUUAUCCGCGCCUUUGUCGAGGAACAACCUGCAAGCAAAGUCAAGUGCAACAUUCAAUACCCACCGAUGUGCAAUGUGUGUAAUCAGCAAACAGUGAUCAUUUACAUACAUGAAUAAAACUCAUCUCGAAAGUGAAGCGUGACUCAGCACCGAUAGCCAAAAAAGGCAGGAGAACAAGACAAUCCGAAAGGAAAGGAUACUUUUCGGUCACUUCCAGAACUCACGACCCCAAGUUACAGUUGCAGUUGCAAGUUAUUCUGGCCAAAUACAACGACGACAAGACCCGAUCUGAAGAUUUAGAGGAUUGAAGACACGAGGGCAAACAGUUAAGACAAAAUGUUUCUACGCCGCUGCACCUUACUGCUGCUGAUCUGCCUAAUUGCGAGUGACGCCGCCAGCGCCGCACGCAAAACAAAGCGUCCUGUCAAGCCGGUCAAGCAGACCAAUCCGCGCACCAAUGUAACGCCUUCGCCGCCGGCAGUUGCCUCAUCGGGCAGUUCCACACCCGCCAGCACCAGCAGCACCACCACCACGGAAGCAAGGGGCGACCAGGAGGUGGUCACAGUGGGAUCUGCAGCUCCAGCCGGCAGUGGAGAACUGCCCAAGCCUCUGGUCACGCCCAUCGAGGUGCAGCCCGAGGCGAAGACGGACAAGGCACCAGCUCAGGAGGAGGAAUGCGAUCCAGAUAUGAUUGGCUUUGAGAUUAUUACCGGCUACGUGCUUUCGGCUCCCUCGAAAAUGCUGGACACUCUGCCCGGCACGCUGAUGCUAACCGACUGCUUGGAGGCCUGCCAAAAUAACGAAUCCUGCAGCGCUGUCAACUACGAAACCGGAUUGUGUGUGCUGUUCAAGACGACCGCCGAUAAAUUGCCAGGUUCACUUUCGCGCUCGCAGUUUCCGGUUUUCACCAUCUACGCACAGAAAUCGUGUUUGGGCGUGCGUCCUUGCUCGAAGGCCUGGUGCAUCGAUCGCGUUCAAGGUUACCGCCUCCCGGAGCACGUCAAAUCUAGUCAGACGGUUCUGUCGCGGCGCGACUGCUUGGAACUCUGCUUGGGGGAGACCGAGUUCACAUGCCGAUCGGCGAACUAUUACCGCCACUCGGGUCUUUGCGAACUGUCCGACAUGGACCGCAUUACCCUGUCUGCUGGAGGCAGUGUGGAGCCCUACGAUGGAGCCGACUACCUGGAGAACAACUGCGCAGAGGAGCCCAGCAAACUGUGCGAGUUCAAGCGGAUUUCGGGAAAGAUCCUGAAGACGGUGGAUUCGGUUUACCAGGACAUCAACACCAUCGACGAGUGCAGAGAUCUCUGCCUUAACUCGCCCUACAGAUGCCACUCCUACGACUACAAUGACACCGGAGACAUGGUGUGCCGAUUGUCGCACCACAGCCGCGCCACCUUGACCGAUGUGAUGGAUCCUUACUUGGAUGUGCCCGAGGCAGCUACCUAUGAACUGUCAGCCUGCUACAAUGUGUCCAUUGAGUGCCGCUCCGGUGAGAUGAUCACCAAGAUUAGAACGUCCAAGCUUUUCGAUGGCAAGGUGUACGCCAAGGGAGCUCCCAAAUCCUGCGCUGUGAACGUGAACAACUCGUUGGAGUUUGACUUCCGCAUGGGCUACAAUGACCUGGAGUGCAAUGUGCGCCAGAGUGCUUAUGGCAGAUAUAUGAACGACAUAGUUAUCCAACAUCACGACAUGAUUGUCACCUCCUCCGAUCUUGGCCUCGCCGUUUCCUGUCAGUAUGAUUUGACCAACAAAACAGUGCUGAAUGAUGUAGACCUUGGAGUAACUGGCGAGAUUGAGUCCUCCUUGAGCGAGGAGAUCACCAUUGAUUCGCCCAAUGUGAUCAUGAAGAUCACCUCUAGGGAUGGCAGCGACAUGAAGAGGAUCGCAGAGGUUGGGGAUCCGCUUGCCCUCCGAUUCGAGAUCGUGGAGCCCAACAGUCCGUACGAGAUCUUCGUGAGGGAACUGGUGGCCAUGGAUGGCUCGGACAGCGCCGAGAUAACGCUGAUCGAUGCUAAUGGCUGCCCCACCGACCAAUACAUCAUGGGCACCAUCCAGAAGCUGGCGCAAAAUCGCAAGGUGCUGCUCUCCCAGUUCGACGCCUUCAAGUUUCCUUCAAGCGAAGUGGUCCAGUUUCGUGCCUUGGUAACGCCCUGCAUUCCGCGCUGCGAACCCGUGAUUUGCGACAGCGAAGAUGGCGCCAGUGGAGAGCUCAAGUCCUUGGUUUCGUAUGGGCGCAAGAAGAGAUCGGUGCUGAAUGGAACUGAUGGUGCCGAGUUCUUGCUGAGCACACGCCACCGUCGUGAUGUGGGCCCUGUGGAUGAUAACAUACUGCUCAUGCAGUCCAUACAAAUCACAGACAAGUUCGGGUUCCAGCCAGAGGAUGGCACUGCUACCCAUGGAAAUGACAGCGGUCCCCACGAGAAGGCCUAUGCGGGCGUGGCCCAGGACAAGCUCACUUGCCUUAAUGGCUAUGGACUUAUUAUGGCCGGAGCCCUGUUCCUGUUGGCCCAGUUGAGCAUCUUCGGCAUCUGGAAGACCGUGCAGCGCCGCACCAGCAAGGAGCGCUACCUAUACCAGCACGAGCCCACGCCCACCAUCAGCUACGGAGCACCCACCAUGUUGUACGGACCACCACCGAACUCCUCAGCCGGAUCUUCGGCCUCGGGAGCGUCCUACGGGGGCAGUGCCAAGGACACGCUGAGCAAACUCUAUGAUAGCGGCAUCAACGGGCGCUACGGACAGCAGUUCUAGGAAAAAUCUGGGUGGCUCUCGCUGUUUGCCGGGAACACUUAGCUGGGAACAAACGCAAUAUGCCUCGAAAGCUUCAAAAGAUUCGAUGAGACUUGAAUAGAAAAUAUUCGCCUAGCAGCGACACAUGAAAUCAUUGAGAACCCUUGAUUAAUUCAGCCUAGACUAAGUCUACGAUUAGUUUACACUCGGAGUUUUGACUCCUUUUUUUAUGAUCAAUCGAAUGCGCGCUUUUAAAUGCACUGGAAUGCGCAAUUCCAGCAUUUUAAAUCGGCGCAUUGCCAAGAAAAGAACGGAAAUUUAACCCGAUAAAUUCGAGUAAGUUUAUAGAGCUACAAUCUCUCUAGCGAAAGUUAGGCUAAUUAUAAGUUUAGUGAGAAAUCUGCUUCAUGUCCUCGAGCGUAAUGCAUUUAUAACUAUACUAUUUAUUAUUAACUAUAUUGCUGCUCUCAAUUACCCCGCAAAGUUUGCCAAAUAAUUUUGUAUCAAAAUGUUUUGCGCCAGGCUUCUGUGCAGGGCGGCAUUUCCAAAUUUCCGCAUCCCAACCAUCCUUUUAACCUAACUAUUAAUUUUCGAAUCACACUUCUUAUUAUUUAUUAGCCGAGACGACAGGCGGUGCUAGUUAUUAGGAACUUCUGAGAGACUUAGUUUAAUCUCAAGAAGAAAGGAGAUGAGAGUAAUAAACGUAAAUUUAAUAAACGAAUUGUACUGAUUAAGUAAUGCAAUAAACCUUACGCCUAAAUAAAAAUAUUUAUUAAUAAAUGUCUAAACAU
Drosophila erecta is the source of this 3782-nucleotide messenger RNA. RefSeq lists its product as uncharacterized. The record is from RefSeq and is a predicted model, not a curated record. The coding region runs from base 595 to 3012 and encodes 805 amino acids. The transcript is spliced from 9 exons. Lineage: Eukaryota; Metazoa; Arthropoda; Insecta; Diptera; Drosophilidae.